CCCGUGUGGAUGUAUGAAUGUGUGUGUGUGUACAUGUGUUCAGAUUUCUGGAAUAUGGGGAGAGUAAAGGUCAGCUGUAUGGAAUUAGCACUGAUGCCAUUGAUGAGGUGCUAAAACGAGGGCGGAUGUGUAUCAUUGACGCCGAGCCCCAUAGCAUCCAGCUGUUGCGAACAAAGAAAUUUAAACCCUAUGUAAUUUUCAUCAAACCACCCAGCCCAGACAGACUCAGGGAAACUCGGAGAGAUGCUCGAAUCAUCACCAAUUAUGCCAUCAACAGAGUUUUCUCAGAGGAAGACUUUGCAGAGCUUGAAGAGACAUCAAAGCCGAUUGAAGCAAAGUACAAGCAGUUUUUUGACAGUGUCCUGGUGAACGAUGACCUACAGGACGCUUGCAUAGAGCUCUGUUCCAUCAUUCAGCAGGCACAGGAUGAACCACAGUGGAUACCUGUAAGCUGGGGAAGAGCAGAGGAUUAGCACAGGGGAAGAAUAAAAUACUAAAGAGAUACAAAAUGACAAUGUGAAAGUGAAAUAAGAAGAAACAGGCAGAAAUAAGUAUUUAAAGACACGGUGAAAUCCUCAGAGCAGAACAUAAGGAUAAUACAUUUAUAAGGGAUGAACAGAUAAUCAGUCAUAUGAUUAUGAUGUGACACUAUCCAUGAUGUCAUAUCUUUGCAAUUUGGGAACAAAACUCUUUAUUUGUAUCCAGUGGUUGGUAACCCUAGCAACAGUUUGUUGUUUCAUGUUACAUGCUGUUACAUGGUGUUGAACACUACACUUUAAUUAUAUUUCAUAUAAUCACUCCCACUUUUGAUGCUGUUUUUUUUUCAGUGACAGCUGUUCAAUGUAUUUACUUUCAGUCUUUCAGUCUUUGCCUCUCUGUGCUGUAGUGAUAUCUUAUUGGUAUGUUAUUGGUAUGUUGUGGU
Molecule: messenger RNA, 922 nt
Organism: Pundamilia nyererei
Lineage: Eukaryota; Metazoa; Chordata; Actinopteri; Cichliformes; Cichlidae
Product: MAGUK p55 subfamily member 4-like
Exons: 3
Coding region: 18-473 (151 amino acids)
Source: RefSeq, a predicted model, not a curated record